AGUUUGACAUUAAUGAUUAACUCUUCACACUCAUUGUUCAUUCAUGUGAUUGAACGAGAACUGAACGCAUCACUAUUACUUUAAAUAUAGCAACAUUAUUUCACAAAGUGACAUUAGCUACUGUCAGCUGGCUUCGUCUAAUUAAAAAUCCGACUAUAGUAUUUGCGAUUCGGUGUGCCUCCGGUGUAUUAAUGUAUUUUUAUUUUAAUGUUAAUGUUGUUAAAGACUGAGCUGUUUUUAUAACUUACGUAUUUUUAAAUUGGUGCUUAAUCUGUUCGAAUACAAUAUUUUUGUCUUGGUCUAGUUGAGCAAUAAGUAGUGUUAGUAAUAUGGAAGAAUUCGUUGAAGUUAACCAGAUAUCUGAUUUUGUAUCGUACCUAAGAAGUAUCGAAUGGCGUGACCCCUGGUUAAUUGCAUUGAUAUCAUUUCACAUAAUAAUUACUGUCACUUGUUUCUCCACCAGGAAUUAUGGCAAUUUUCAAGUUAUACUUUUUAUCAUACUCCUUUUGCUAGUGUAUUUUUCGGAGAAUAUAAAUGAGCUUGCUGCAAGAAAUUGGGCAUUAUUUUCAAGACAACAAUACUUUGAUAGUAAAGGCCUAUUUAUAUCAGUGGUGUUUUCGAUUCCUAUAUUGUUAAACUGCAUGAUAAUGGUGGGAUCCUGGUUGUACCAAUCUACUCAAAUAAUGACUAAUUUAAAAAAAGCACAGUUAAGGCAGCGCCUCAAGGAGAUGAACUCGAUAAGAGAACAACAGCAACACGUUAAAUCUGAUUAAAAAAAGAAGCGAUUCUCGUCAAAAAUUAUGUCAAUUAACUUUACAACGCAAUGACCUAGCUAAAUACGGUACGUACUGUAAUUUUGGAUUUAAUGAAAAAAAAAACUUGUAAGUUUGAAUCUGUAUGUUAUUGGAUGCCUUGUUGUUGAUAAUGAAACUCGUUAUAGAUAAGCUUAUUAAAUGUCAACGGUGAUGUGAUAGAUAGGUAAAAUUAUUCACCAAAUAAAGAAUGUAAUGUUAGCCUAUGAAUUAAUUUGUAGAUUGUUGAAUUAAAAGGAAAGCGCGAGGUAUUUGAAAAAAUGAUAAAAUGAAAAAAAAAGGAAACUGUUUUGAAAUGAAUAAUAACCAAAUGGCAAUGCGAUAAAAUAUUUACAACGUGACCCGUGAUUUGCAAUAUAAGAACAAAAUAUUAAUGACUAGUCGUAUUGUGUAGUCGUGCAUAGGUUUUACGCUGAUAACUCUGAAACAACGUUGGCUCUGUUAUUAAAGCACCUAUAUAUAGCUGUUAAAAUAUUUCUAAUACAGUUGACAUGUUGAAUUGUAUUUUUAAAUUAGGUAUAUUAAUGUAAACAGAAUAUAUCCCUCGGGAUAUAAGUAUACAUAAUAUAUAUAAGUUAUACUUUUUUACGUGGAGAAAGCUAUGCCCUAUGAAAUUUUGCAUACAUAUUGUCAGGGGUUUUAUACCCCUGACAAUAUGACAAUAUCUAUGUAUGCAAAAUUUCAUAAUGAUCGGUCGAUGAUUUAAGACGUGAGCGUGACAACCAAACAAACUCGUUCUCGUUUGAAUAAUAUUUUUAUACCUGGAUACAGACUUUAUAUUUCUUUUUUUGGAAAACACGAAAUACAUACACAAUUAAUUGUUUUGAUGUUCUCUAAUUACACAAAUUAUAAUUAAUUUAAACUAAUUAACUAAUUUAAAUUAAUUAAUUUAAACUAAUUAACGACCUAGUAAAAAGCGCUGGGUCUCGUUGGAUGCAGGUGGCAAUGGACCGGUCGCACUGGAAAUCUAUUGGAGAGGCCUAUGUUCAGCAGUGGACGGCGAUAGGCUGAAAUGAUGAUGAUAAUAAAUUUUCGAAAAACUAACUUUCAAUCACAAACGAAAGUAACAUUUAUUUAGUUCUAGAAUUCAUUUUUUUAAAUUAAUGAGCGUGCAUGCCUUUUAUUUUCCAAGUGUUUACAUUAGGUAUGUUGUUUGUUAACAUUAUUCCGUCGGAAAUUGUGUCCGUCUUUGAAUUAUUCUCAAGAUAUAAGGAAAAUAAAUGCACAAAAUCCUUCCUUAUAUUUAUUUAGUGGCCUUGAAUUUCAACAAACAAUAUAAUUUGAAAAUGUGUUCUCAUUAUAUCAAAUUAAUUAGGUACGAUUUUUGACCGGUUAUUAAAAGCGAAGUUAUUCGUUAUUUUAAUUGAAAGUGUUACAUGUUUAAAUAAUAAAACUUAGAUAUGAGUCGACUAUUAUCAAAGGCGGCAAUCUGACUUUUGGACAAUGAUUGGUAAAUCAGAAAAACGAAUUAUUGACUUUGUAUUCCAUUGGCAGUCACAAAACUCUUCGGAACGACAUCUUAGAUAAAUAACAGGUUAACUAUUAACCUUUAUUUAAUGCAGGUUUUGAACCGUAUUCUUUGAAGGAGACGAUUAUAUUCAAAUCAAUCUGUAUUGACAUAUCAAUAAAAAUGUUUUGUCCAAAUGCACAGAUUGCCACCUUUGAUAAUAGACGACUCAUAUGAGGUUUCUUAAAUUUUUCUCAUGUUUUUAAAAUUUUAUCAAAUUGUAUAGCGAAAGAACAAAUUAGUAUCUUUAAUAAAAUGUGCAAUGAAAUUACUCUCGAAAAUCUAACAUCGUUUGCAAUGCUCGUCAACGAUGCGACGAUAAUGCCAAAAAAAUAUUGAAAUUUUCUGUUUUAAUAAAGGUAUAUUUGUCCGCCGCCACUCACUUCGGCCACCAUUGACUACCGCACGAACAACGAUGUUCAGGUAAACCGAGGGAAAGCUAAUUUUUCUUGGAUUCUGCAAUAAAUCCUUUGAAAAUCUCUAUCCAUGGGAAGGAUAGGAAUUUUAUAUUAUUGUAAAGUUGCGUGGCACGCAAUCGAACAGUUAGCUAAACCACGUUCCUUUGAGAUUACGAAGAGUAAUUUCCGUAGGAACCCGAAUCGGACCAUGAUCAUAGCCCAGAGCCGAAAUAUAUAUAUUUUUUACUACUAUAGUGUUUGAAAUUACACUCAACAAGGUCAUGGUGUAUUUUAAAGUAUUUAAGGUGUUUAUUUCUUGAAAAAAAAGCCGACGGCAUUCUUAAUCAAACGAAAUGUGAACGUGUCAUUUUUAGUGUUGUGAUAAGAAUUUUUAUGACACAUUAAUCAAUUAUUUAUUUGUAAGGAGACGAUUACAAAGCUUAUUAAGAAGGGCAAUGAUCAUAAUAAACGUGAUUUUUUAAACAUAACUAAGAAAAUUCAAAUGUCGGAUAUAUUAUGUUACUGUAACAGCCCGAAUAUUGGUAAAUCUUAAGGCUUACCAACACAAGUCGGUAAAUGUAAGUAUGUAUAUGUAAAAAAGAAACGAUUUUAUCGGGCUUUUACCAUUAGAAUUUAGUACAUGUUAGGUUUUAUCAACGCCCUGAGAGAAGCCUAAAACCGAAGCAAAUUGAAGCUGAGGGUACAAAGAGCCACGAAGGCCUUUCAAGGACACGACCUUCAGCAAUGAAGUAUUCGACUAAGAAGAGAGGUUUUAUCAGUGACGGUUGCCUAAAUGUUGGUUUUGGAAAUACAAACAAUGCAUACUUCUCAAUCAUUUAUUUCAAUUAAUAAUUAUUCAAAUCCUUACAUAACUAUGAGUAAUUAUUAAUCAUAGCGCAUUCUUUCGAAAAGCAUUUUUAAGGCAGUUACAUUUCUUGAAGUCUUGUCCUCCAGUCAAUGACAAUUUUCCGACAACUUCUCGAAGACUAACUUCUCUAUCUUUAACAACUUCAUUUAUCUUAAAAUCUUCAGAGCAUGACCUAAAUUGAUUAUUUGUGUAAAACUGCUUUAGUGCUCCCAAUUUUGGUACCUAGUUGGUAAAACUCGUUGUCCUUUACAUCUACCACAACUGCAAUAAUGCUUUUUGGGUCAGUUUUAGCUCUGUCAAUGUCAGAUACUUUCAGUCUUUACUGGUGGUAGACCUCUUGUGAGUCCGCACGGGUAGGUACCACCACCCCGCCUAUUUCUGCCGUGAAGCAGUAAUGCGUUUUGGUUUGAAGGGUGGGGUAGCCGUUGUAACUAUACUGAGACUUAGAACUUAUAUCUCAAGGUGGGUGGCGCAUUUACAUUGUAGAUGUCUAUGGGCUCUAGUAACCACUAAACACCAGGUGGGCUGUGAGCUCGAACGCACAUCAAAGCAAAAAAAAAAAAAACCCAACUUUCAUAUUUUGAUAUUUAUCAGACGGCUUAUGGCUUUCAUUUUUUCAACUUAGUUUUCCAAAUAAAUUUUUACCUUAUUCCUUAUUGUCUGGACUGAUUCUAUACUUUUCGGUAUUGGAUCUUCUUGAGCUUGAGUUGAGUUUUCUGUCUCUAAAUCGCUUUCAUUGGUUAUUUGGUUCUCCAUCAUAAUUUUAGUUACAUUUUCUUGUGUUUUAUUCCUCAAAUUAAAACUGUUUAUUUCCUCUUCUGAUUCAUUUUCAACAACACUUUCUUCCUUGUCCUGUCCAAUUGCAUUUUCGACGGUAAUCAUUUACCAAGCGAAUGAUGGUAAAAGUCCGAAAUAAAGGAUGAUGACAGAACGAUUCGGACUUUUACCAUUAAGAGUUAGUAAAUCUUAGGAUUUACCCUAGUUCGGGCAUUUACAGUAACAGAUUUGGGUAAUUAACGUUCGUAGCAUACGAAUUUUUUGUUUAUAAGUUUCGCGUUUUUUUACAUUACGGACACUAAACAUUCGAAAUAUUUGGAAAUCAAUUUAAUCAUAAUAAGAACUCCUUAAUUUUUUAAGUUUGCAUCAUAUUUCCGUAGGAUAGAAUUCACAUCAAAAUUAUUUAUGUUUUUAGUGACUUUGCUUUGCUUGUUUGACGUAAUCAAUUAUAAUCAUUUUUGUGUUUUAUGUAUUGACGCCAUAUUAAAAUUUCAUAAGAUAGUUUUUGCAUUUAACAAGUACGAUAGGUCACUAUAUAAAAGCUUAAUAAAACUAAUAAAAUUAACUGAUACUCAAGAAAUUAUUUGCGCGCACAGUACUAUGUUAAUUUGACCAAUUAUUUCGUUGAAAAAAUAAACUUAAACUAUAAUAAAGUACGGUAUUCAAAAUUGAAGUUUAAUGUACAACAAGCAUACGAAAUUGGGUUGUACAUUAUGUAUGAGGAGGUCGGCUGUAGGGGUAAGCAAAAAACUUAUUCAAUAGAAUCAUUAUCAGUACUUACAACUUCAAAAAUAUUAUAUUUGUGUGUGUAUACUAUCAAUGAAUGUAAUGGUAAUAUAUUGUUUAAGUUAAAAUUCAAUAUAAUAAUAAUAUGUUCUUUUUUUAUUCAAAAUACGAAACCUACUUAAAUCAUGGAUAAUUUAUGUAUGUAAAGAACUAAAUGCAAAACCGGAUACCGAUUUAAAAAAAACAAGUAGGUAUAUAUUAGUCAUCAUAGGAUAUGUUUAUUUAACGUAUUUAUGCAAGUCUUCGGGUUUGAAGGGUGAUAUAAUUGACACGUAGUUUCCUAUGUCAGCGUCUCGUAGUCCCUGUCUAUGUCUGGCGACGUCUACAUUGUGGGGUCUUUGGACUCCGGUAAACACUAGGUAGACCGUAAGCUCGUUCAGACUUUUAUGCUAAUAAAAAUAAUGAUAAUUGGAAAAUAUUUUAUCUAUUCUUCAUUUCAUGAUAAACUGCAUAUAAAUAAGGUAUAGUGAGUGUCAUUUGGGUGUUGUCAUUGUAUAAUAAUAUUACUUUAUAAUGUUUAUUAAGCUUCUCGUUUAUUUUAGCCCCAAAUGACGUCAUAUGUAAUGAAGUUGCAACAGAGAAUAGAGGUUUUGCGGAAAUAAAAAAAAGUGAUAAGUAUCAUGUUUAAUUUGUUAUAACUGUGCCAUUGUCAUAUGAAACCAGGCCUCGUGAAAGAUUAAACGAAAUUGCAGCUAUUUUAUGUUUUAGAGAUUUCUGAACGUUACCCGUAAAAUAUUUGAACCUGGCGGUUGUAACCAUUAGAAAGUCUGGUCACUGUUACGUCAUUUAACCGUAAAGUUUCAUUGUAUAUCUUUAGUCUUCGGAUUUCGCGAGUCGCAGACACAAUUAAAACUUUUACUUUUUGGUGAUUAUAUUGUUUCUAACGAACGAAGCUAUCUAUGCUUACCUGUAUAAAAAAUCUAGCCCUGUGUGCUUAUAGCGAGCUUUUAAAACUUAAGUUACUUAGUUGACUUAAGUUUUUAAAACUUAACUCAAAUUUGUAUGCAGUUGGAACGUUUGCCUACGUUUGCCGCUAGGGGCGCUGUUCCAACUGCAUACAAAUUUGAGUUAACUUUUACGCCAUCGAGAACGUUAAAAAACUAGCACUAAAGCACAUUAGUCGUAAUAAUUGAUUGAGCGCGAGGGAGUUUUGUGAUAGUCAAAAAUGUAGAUGUGCAAUAUUUUAUUGAUAAGUUAAUGAGUAAAGUUUAAAAAUUGUAACCCGUUUUGUUCUUUAAUAACAACUCUUUUUGUUGUGACAUAAUUACUUGAGGAACGUUCGUCUUGAUCAAUGCCUGUGCACUCUCGCCUUAGAAACGUGUAUAUUUUAGUAUUUGGAUUAAUGUAGUUUAUUUUUUAUUUAUUUAUUUAUUUAUCGUAUGGCAUUCAUUUACACUGCGUGGUUAUAAUUGAAAUUUACAGAGUGUGAUUAGGGUUUUAUAAUUGACGCAGUGCAGUUGGAACCGGGAGAUCCUCAGGAGGACAGUUCGGUUGCCAGGUUGUUGCACUAUUAGCACCACCCAGGGGUCACGUGUAGGGUAGCGGUAGGUAAUCUACGGACGUUAUGCAACUUCGACCCCCAAAUGUAGUAAUAACGUAGAAUGUAACGUGUGUCAUUAAUAAGGUUAUUGCGUUUUUAAAUGUCGCAUUACUGUAUGCUUAGUGCCGAUUUUGUUAAAUUUUGUGCCAGCGGGAGUACGAUUCGGCGAAAUUUAUUGUUGAUCAUUUUGUAAUAAAAGCGUAGUGUUAAGUAAAUGUUGCGAGGUUCUACGAUCGAUAAUGUCCCUGUUAUUUUAAACUGUGUUGAAUCAUUAGGUGCGAUUUCAGGAUCAUUCCAACUAAGAACCGUCAGAAAUAUAUUAACUUUUUAAUUGGGGUCAGGAGAAAAUCGCCAAACUUCCGCCUACGUGCGUAGGAGGCGUAGAGCGUUGUAUGUUAAAGUUAAACCGACUAAAAUCACCUCUGGUUCAAGGUGAGACCGGUAGGGCGAAAAAAUCAAAUCAAAAUGCUAAGUCUGAUAUUGAAAUGAUUUUAUAAUAACAGACUUGUUCUAUUUGCUCUAAAAAAUAACAGCUUCCUACGUACUGCGUUACUGAGUUUUAAGAUGUGUUAAAGGCGUGUUAAGGUUAUUCCGAAAAAAAAAAUCGUAAAGAAAAGAAAUGACCCUGACAGAACUCUAUAAAAAUCAUUGACUUUUUAUAGAUUGACAAAUUAGGUCAGUACCGUAAACAUUUUAAAUUUAAAGUUCAUCGUAAUCAAAUAUACCGCUUUUGUUAGAGGUUCAAGGUAGGUGUCGCAUUUACGUUGUAGAUGUCUAUGGGCUCCAGUAACCACUUAACACCAGGUGGGCUGUGAGCUCGUCCACCCAUACAAGCAAUAAAAAAAAAUUUUGGACGUUUCGGUCGCCGGGCCUCGCACCAGAGCAGUUUAAUGUACUUAAAUAGUUAAUUAUGUCGGUUGAUCACAUUAACGUUUAACUUUGUCAACAAAAGGGUGAAGUAAUCUGGUGAGGUAAUCUGGAACAUAGUAUAGGUAUAUAGCCAACGGCUCCAAAUAUCCUUAAGAACGUUUUAGCCGCUUAAAUAAUAUACGUAUUAAUAAUUUAACAACGAAGUAUAUGUACAUAAUAUAGAGUAUUAAAUUUUUGAUCUACUAACUACUUUGCUGACAAUAAUGCUAAUAGUUAAUAUUUUUUAAUAAAAAUAAUUCUAAAUGUCUCAGUGCGAGCAUACCUAUAAUAAAACCGCCAUAAAUAAUUGCGUCCAUAAAAUGUUGAUAAUGUUUAAAGAUUUAAAAAAAAAUAUGUACAUACUAAAACGAUUUUUUGUAUUGAAAACCAAUUUAGUUUGUAGAUUAUUAUUUUUUCUUGAAAAUAACAUAACUUCGGUCUUGCCAGAAUGAAAAAUCAAUAAAUAUGUAUUUAACUGAUAUCCAUUGAAACGAGCAGAAUGUCCUAUAUUGAUUUUCGUAAAAUAUUUUUUACAUUUUCUGAGAAACACUAUACGAAGACUGAUCUGUGUAAAAUGCGUGUUUGGUAGUUUUUUUUUUACUGAGGUCACAAUACUCUUGAAAUUGUUAUUUGAUUAAACUGAGUUUGUGGCGUACGUCAAUCUAGGUAUUUUAAAUAUAAUGGGAAUUGUUAAAUUUAUUCAGCAUUUAAAAAUACCUAGGUUUAUUCAAAAAAAAGUAAAGAAAUCCUUAAUGUAUCGUGUAUCAGUGUGACCAACUUCUAAUGAAGCUUUCAUUAUAAUAAUCGUUAUUUUUGAUUUACCUAUUUAAUUUGAAAGUUAAAUGUAGAAUUUUCUCGUAGAUAAUGUUUUUAUCAUCUGAAAUUGAUCUUAUUUCGAUAUAUGCUAAGUUAAUGUAUUUUAUUUAUGUGUAUUGCUUAAAUAAAGGAAUUGAAUGAUAA
Bombyx mori (domestic silkworm) is the source of this 8557-nucleotide messenger RNA. RefSeq names its product transmembrane protein 18 (gene Tmem18). The record is from RefSeq and is a predicted model, not a curated record. The transcript has 4 exons. Lineage: Eukaryota; Metazoa; Arthropoda; Insecta; Lepidoptera; Bombycidae. Bases 330 to 773 code for a protein of 147 amino acids.